Messenger RNA from Talaromyces stipitatus ATCC 10500, 1248 nucleotides. RefSeq names its product CaaX farnesyltransferase alpha subunit Ram2. The coding region runs from base 151 to 1191 and encodes 346 amino acids. Lineage: Eukaryota; Fungi; Ascomycota; Eurotiomycetes; Eurotiales; Trichocomaceae. The record is from RefSeq and is a predicted model, not a curated record. Gene Ontology annotation, cellular component: cytoplasm; protein farnesyltransferase complex; CAAX-protein geranylgeranyltransferase complex. Gene Ontology annotation, biological process: protein farnesylation; protein geranylgeranylation. The transcript is spliced from 3 exons. Gene Ontology annotation, molecular function: protein farnesyltransferase activity; CAAX-protein geranylgeranyltransferase activity.
AGACUUUGGAUGAAAGAGAACAAUACUCUCUCUCUCUUCACCUGGGCAAUGCGAUUGUCGAAGCAGAGUUGUAUAAAUACUCGACAACUCUUACCUCGCACCCACCAAACUUGUAACCUUACAUACAACCUCUAAUUGAAAGCACUCAAAAUGGAACAAGGCAAAUACAACACAUCCCCCGACUGGACCGACAUCAACCCCAUCCCUCUCGACGAUGGCUCUCAAGAAGAAGAGGGAAUUACUUCUCUAGCAGCAAUAGCCUACAAACCGGAGUAUUUGGAAGCGACAUCUUAUCUUCGCGCAGUCAUGGCUGCGAAUGAGAUGUCGGAGAGGGUGUUGCAGUUAACUGAGGAUGUGAUUAUGAUGAAUCCUGCGCAUUAUACUGUUUGGCUAUACCGAGCAAAGAUAUUAUUUGCGCUGAAGAAGGAUCUGACGCAGGAAUUGGUUUGGUUGAAUAAAGUUUCGUUGAAGUAUCUCAAGAAUUAUCAGAUAUGGCACCACCGUCAACAACUCCUCUCAUCAAAAGAGCACUUCCCAACUCUACCAGAAGGCGAACAAGACUUUCUAAUGCAAAUGUUUGACGCAGACUCCAAAAACUAUCACGUCUGGUCCUACCGCCAAUGGCUCGUACGACAAUUCAAUCUCUGGGAUGAUCCGCGCGAAAUGUCCGAUGUUGAAUUGCUGAUCAGUGAAGACGUGCGUAAUAAUUCGGCGUGGAAUCAUCGUUAUUUACUACGAUUUGCGCCGAGACAAGGGGCUGAAGCCGCCAUGUCUGUUGCCUCUGAUGCAUCGGAAAAGGGGUGUUUGAAUGUUGUGGAUGAGGAUGUUGUGGAUGCUGAAUUGGAGUAUGCGCAGAAAAAGAUUUUGAGGGCGCCGGAGAAUAGGUCUCCCUGGCUUUAUGCGCGGGGGGUGUUGAGGGCGGCGGGGAGGUCAUUGGCUGAAUGGAAGGGGUUUGCGAGUCGGUUUUUUACUGAGGAGAUUUCUGAUGCCGCUACUCCAAUUGUGCAUGUCAAGAGUAGUCUCGCUUUGGAAUGGUUGGCGGAUGUGUUUUGUCAAGAGGCGAGGGAACAACAACAGAAAGAAAAAGUUGAUGAGGCAGUCAAGAUGUUGACGUUGUUGAAGGAGAGGUAUGAUCCUAUUCGAAAGAAUUAUUGGGAUUAUAAGAUUGGGCAACUUUCUGUUUCUGUUUGAAUCGUGUACUUGAUUGAACCAAAAAUGCUUCUAUGAACUGAGUUAGUCAAACCCAAC